AAGAGAAUUCAGUGCAAGUUGUUCACAAAAAAUGUUAACAGCUUGAAAACCCUAUGAACUGUAAACAUGACCCAAAUAUUCCAUUACAAAAAGCCUUGAACAAUUUUCAGCAAAACAAGUGAGACACACCUUUAAACCACCCAGAUUAAAAGUAAAAGAUUUGUGUUCUGUGUGAAAAAUAGAGCAACCAAUACAAAAAGAUAUAAAACACGCAAGACUCCGCUCAUAUCUGACUUAUAAUUUCAAGAUGAACACUAUAAAAAUGAUGAAGGCAAGAUUCAUAUUUUUCCUGCUUUGCGUUGUGAUAGGGGAGAUCAAAUGUGAUAGUACUUUCUCUGUGAGUUACGAUAGAGCGAGAUCAAAAAUGCAUUUAGAAUUAGACUGGUUGGAAAAUGCACAAAGAAUACAAGGAAGACCUGGAAAGAGAGGAAUCCCUGGAAUUACAGGAGAGAAAGGAACACAGGGACAGCGAGGUGAAAAGGGCGAACAAGGAAUCAUAGGGCCAAAAGGAAAUGCAGGAAUGGUUGGACAUCCAGGUCCUAAAGGUGAAGUUUCACAAGAAUAUUUGGCAAAUUUAGAAGCCAAAAUGCUGAAGUUUGUGACUCUCCCUUGGGUAAAAGUAAAUGAAAGAUUCUCAUAUUUUUCAAGCUCUUUUUCCAUGACUUGGGAGGAAGGGAAAACAUAUUGUGAAGAAAGGAAUGCUCAUCUGGCAUACAUGGGACCUGGAGACCCAGGCAUUUAUAAUUCUAUAAAGGGGAAUUUGAAGCUGAUCGCUCGUCAUAAUUUCUAUUGGAUCGGACUGAAACAACAAGCAAAUGGGAACUACCAAUGGACUGAUGGUGUUGUGGCUGACGGAAAUCCACGGACUACAUGGAAAUGGACUACUCAAGUAGCUUGUGCCGGUAAUGGCGAAUGUGUUGGGAUAAAUGCGGAAUGUAAUAAAUUUACAAAGGCAAGUUGCAGCAAGACUUUAAAAGUACUGUGUGAAAUAGACUUGAGAUUUGAGUUGCGAAAUCUCAUAUCAUAAAUUACUAAAACUUAUGUGAUUAUUAUAAUAUCACAUUCUAUCUCUCGAUAUAUGACUGUUUAAUUAUAUUAUGGCUUCGCAGUUCAGAUAGCACGCAUCUUGCUAAAUGUUUGCAUCUCACUCCAGAUCAGCCCGGGUUCGCAGAUUCAAAUCUUGUAGGGAUAAUUAUAUAAGCCCUGGCAUAGUAAGUGUUAGAUUGUGUUGGCAUUGCAGGGUAAAAUCUCUGGUUCAAAUUCCCCCCUAACCCAGGGUAAAAUAAAUUGGGUAGCCCGUGCCAAAGAGAAAAAAAAUUGACCCUUCCAAAGACAAUAUUCCCUUACAUAUCAUUAGAUCAGUGGCUGCUUCUAAAUAGCCUUAUUUGAAGCAAAAGGGGUGAAUGAAUUUUAUUAUCACAAACAAUGUCAACAAUAUGAUAUAUUUCGAGCAGAAGGGGAAAAAAAACUCAACAAUAAUUGGUUGGUCAGUAUUUGUGAUGGUCAGUAUGCAAAACCAGAUAGGUCACCAUGCUGUAUAUAGGAUAUCAUUAAUACAAGCAAGUAUGUUUACACAAUGUGCCAACUGCUAGGCCCAUACCUUUGUUAUUCAAAAAUUUCGCUUGCAUGUUUUUAUAUGAUUAUUAGUGUUCUGUUUGCUACCCUAACAUAUUUAAUCAUGUUUUUAUUAUUCAUGUAUUUGAGGUUUUAAAAAAAAGGCAAACGUAAAAAUUUAAAAAAUGUUUUAUUUGAAAAUGCUACAAAGAAAUAAGUAAUCCUUAAUAAGCUGGUAUCUAAUCACAGUUAAAAGCAAAAGUCUAUAAAAUUCGGUAUUCCAUAUUGCCCAUUCCUAGUCAAUGAAAAGUUAAAGAAGGAAAAUGCAAAAAUACAUGUUUUUCACAAUUUCGCAAAACAAUGUUUUCAAGUUUCAAGAAAAAUGUUUUUUUUCACAUUUUGAAAAUGAGGGGGUUUUGACCCACAAAACAAAUCUAGUGUCAAGAUAAAAAAGUGACAUCACUGUUCCAUUUUAAUACUGAAUACAGAAUG
This is a messenger RNA of Styela clava, 2046 nucleotides long. RefSeq names its product killer cell lectin-like receptor subfamily F member 1. NCBI's taxonomy places the organism in Eukaryota, Metazoa, Chordata, Ascidiacea, Stolidobranchia, Styelidae. The record is from RefSeq and is a predicted model, not a curated record.